AUGGGAGCUGUAGACACGGAGACGGUCUGCCAGUGGACAGAAAAUCCACCUUUAAAGAAAUUGCGACUCGAUGUUACCUCAUUUUCGCAGAAUAUUUCCCCGAUACCCCCACCCAUCGACCGCCUUCCCACCGAACUUCUCCUUGCGAUUUUCUCCAAUCUUUUCCCUGCAAUUUGGAGACACGUAACUCCAAUCCGUCUGUCGCUCGUCUGCUCUCGAUGGCGCACCAUCGUGUUAUCCUCGCCUGAUUUCUGGUCGUCCAUCUUCAUCGGACGUUGGUGCGACAAUGAAAUCAUCGGCGCCUACCUUGCGCAUUCAGGUCACAGAGCGCUGGACAUUGCUAUGCACAUUCCCAGCAAAGAUAUGUUCAUGAACGAGUGCUUCCAAGAACCCAUUGAACUAUGUGUGGAACACGCUGCUCGGUGGCGUUCACUCGACGUUACCAUCCCCUUCUCUGGAUUUCUCUCAAUGACCCGGCAGGGAAGACUGGACCUCCCCCUCCUCGAAUCUCUCACCAUUGGCUCGUGCUGGAGCAUCAACGACAUGUCAGACCUAGACGAAGCAUCGCGUCUGAUCCGGCGCGCGCCCAAGUUACGCCGUGUCCGUUUCCGAGGCUCCGUGCACGAGAACUACUCCUCGCCUUCCGCUCUUCCGUGGAAACAGCUUACCAGCGUGAGCUACUCAAACUGCCACAGCCCCCUCAUAUCAGACCACCUCGCGUACCUCGAAAAUGUGGAGAGCAUGACCAUCAAGGCUCCGAUGUGCCACCACGCGCAACUGGGGGAUAAUGUCGUUUCGCCGCUCCGUGUCCUUUCCCUCCGAUCUAUAUACAACGCGCGGUUCGUCUCGGGGAUUUUGGACACCACCAAACUCUCUCUUCCUAACCUGACGGUGCUGAACAUCACGCACUGCACCAAGACGCUGCCGUCCGUUGUCUCGCCAUUCAUUCGGGGGCUAACCCGGCUGACGUUGGUCGAUAACACGACAUUUGAUGAUGCUGCAGUCAUUGCGCUGCUGGAGAGUACGCCCAACUUGGAAGAGUUUGUGCUGCGGGAGAGUAAAGGGCAUUCGAUAUCGUGCGUGACGACGAAACUCCUCGCGUUCAUGUCCAAGACGUCUAUGGUGCGGAAGCUGAAGUCUAUGGAGAUGGUGAUGAACCCUCCUGUCCCUGAAGACCUGCUGUUGGGGAUGGUACAUUGUCGGAUGACGUUGGAGGCGUUGGGAUCGGUCGAGAUUGGGCUUGUUAAAGGAUGUUUUGGGGAAGAGACUGUGAGAGCCCUCGGGGAACGUUUUUAUGGGUUUACGGUUGAGAGGAGGGUAUUGGAUCAAGUGUUUUUGCUUAAGCGAUGUUCUUUUUUGAAAUGA
Desarmillaria tabescens is the source of this 1365-nucleotide messenger RNA. RefSeq lists its product as uncharacterized. The coding region runs from base 1 to 1365 and encodes 454 amino acids. The transcript is spliced from 2 exons. Lineage: Eukaryota; Fungi; Basidiomycota; Agaricomycetes; Agaricales; Physalacriaceae. The record is from RefSeq and is a predicted model, not a curated record. Gene Ontology annotation, molecular function: protein binding.